Dermacentor andersoni is the source of this 6161-nucleotide messenger RNA. RefSeq names its product transforming growth factor beta-3 proprotein-like. Gene Ontology annotation, molecular function: cytokine activity; growth factor activity. NCBI's taxonomy places the organism in Eukaryota, Metazoa, Arthropoda, Arachnida, Ixodida, Ixodidae. Gene Ontology annotation, cellular component: extracellular region. The record is from RefSeq and is a predicted model, not a curated record.
GAGGAGGAGAGCCGCCUCGCUCUACCUGAAAACUUGUCGUCUCGGCACGUGCCAAAGUCGUCUCGCGUCUCGUCCACUGCGAGCACGCACGCCGGACGGAGCAGCCGUCGUCGCCGACACGCCGCAGACCGGUCUCGCGAGUACGGGACAAGCGCCCGGUCGGCCGGUCGGCCUCCGCGUACACGACGCAGGGCUUGCUCGCCGCCGCCGCUGAACCAUCGGCGAGACACGGACGGCCCAGAAGCUCGAGCCAGGAGUACGAAGGAGCGUUUUCGUCUCGCUCCUCGAAACCGCUCUGCGAUGCACAGCUGCUGAACAGCAAGGUUCCUGCCCCUCGGCGCCGGCGGCACCAGCAACCUCCGUGAAGACAUGCCCGCGGCGUCACCGCGUUGCUUCGUACCGUCUGUGUGCGUCACCAGGCGGGACUCUCGGACGAGCCGUCCAGCUGGUUCGCAAGACUCGCUCCAUCCUCUUGUUAUUUAGGCGUGCGGCUCACGAGAAAGAAAAGAAAGUGGGGUGACUCCGAGUGGGACCGCGGGCAAUGUGCGUUGCGGGAGACGCUACGUUACGGCAUCGCUACAUCGGCGUUCCCGAAGAGCGUGGUUUCGUCGUCGCACCGGCUGGUGGUCGCCGCCGCAGUCGCCCGUCGGGAGGAAUAGCAACCGCCGUGCUACCGUUGCCGACUGGUGUGAGAAAAGCGACUGUGCUCGAGCCGAUCGCGCGUCGGUCUCCUCUUCCGCUUCGCUUCGACGUCGAGCCGAGAUCUUCGCACCGUCGACAACGAGCGACCGUUGAGUGUCUGUGAGACCUUCGGUGACGUGGAGCCUUCUCCCGCUUUUGUGACGUGCGUGCCGAGAAUAGUGACGGGCCAGUGAACACCAGUAUGUGUAUAUAGGAAAAGGAAAACUUUGUGAAAGUUAGGUCGAUUGUUCGCAUUCCACGUCUUUCCCGCUCUAAGGCGCUUUCUCCAGUACGACGGAACCAGUACGAGUACAGCUUGCGUCGUGGCGGGUGACCAGUGUGAGAAUUUCUCUGGCUGCAACCCUCGAGCUUGCGCAAGGAAACCAGGAGCGGCAACUCGCGCCUUACAGAAACUUCGAAAACCACUACUGCAGUAUAACGUGCGUGACGGGUUACGGAAAGUCGACGAGCACGCGGAAAGCCGCAGCGACCGACUGCCGACUACACCCACACUUGAGCGGCGCCAUCAGCCCUGGGAUUCAAAGCACGUAUUCGCGUCGACCGUACAGCAAGCAAGACUGACUGCGCGGAGGAUAUUUUAUUUUUUCUAAGGCAUUCCUGGAAAGUAUUUAGUGUUGGUGACAGUGAGCGUAGAUCAAAUCCUAGAGGGAAAUCUUGACCCAUCCAAGACGACGACCACGCGCCCCAGUCCUUAGGGACAAGACGCUCUGGAUGCAAGGAUACUCUCUCUCUCUCUCUCUCGGGGACUGACUAGUGCGUUCGACUGAGGACGACAAGCAACAAGAAGCUGGACGUGUACCUCGAUCGGCGUAUCCAAUCGUGUGCCACCGGUGACCUGCGGUUGCAUCGCAGAAGGAAUCCCGUCGAACCUUGCGGAAGCCAGUGAAAGAAGAAGGUAACUGUGACGCAGUCUCCCACGUAGACGGGCACCAUCGGACGGGCAGGAGAGGCGAACGACUGUCAUCCAAAAGCGGGGACAAUAAACCCGCGGCAAAAGGCAGGCAUGCGCAAUCGGCCGGAGGCGCCCAACUCGGCCUGAUCGCGUCCAUGCUGUGUCCCGUCCUGGCGGUGUCGUGGGCGCUGCUGGUGGCGGCGGUGCUUCCCUCCGGGUGCCGGGCCAGGGCCGUCACGGGCGGCGGCGGCGACGACCCGGAGCGCGCCCGCGCCAUCGAACUCAUCAAGGGCCGCAUACUGGCCGACCUGGGACUGUCCAGCGCGCCCACGGGCCGCGGCCGCGCGCCCUCCAACAAUCUGCACUUGGAUCACAUGAUGCGCGUGUACCGGCGCAGCCUGCACCGCUCGCCCGAGGAAGGCGGAGGACGGAGCCGCGGACGCGGCAGGAAGGGCCUCGCCCGCGGAGCCGCCAAGGAGGUCACGCACUACUACAGCUUUAAGAGCGAAGGGAGGGCACUACAGAUGGCCCGCAAGGGUCGGGCUUCACUGCAGCACAUCCUCUUCCCCAUCCACAUCGCCAGCGGGCGGCCGCGCGGUGCCAACGCCACGGCGCGCAGCUACAGCGUGCGGUACGCGCGGCUCAGGCUGCGCAUGAUGAGCCGGCGGCCGACGCUGGUGCGCAUCUACCAGCUGCUGGAGCCCGGCUGCCCCUCGUGCGAGCGGCGGCUCAUCAACAUCCGACGACUGUCCCGCAAGGGCCGCCACCGGAUGGACGUUGCCGAAGCGGUCCAGUCCUGGGUCGACCAGCCCGAGUCGAACCACGGCCUGGACAUCGAGUGCAAGCCGGCGUGCCGGCUCUCGCGCGACUCCGCGCUGGACGUGGAAGUGGCCGAAGUGCUGAACCGGUCGCACCGCAGCUACCGCAAUGGGCCGGCGGGCGUGCUCCUGCAGCACCACCGCGCCAUCGACUGCUCGCACGGGCCGGACAACCAGACGGACCUGUGCUGCCGCCACUCGCUCAAGGUGUCGUUCGCCGAGAUCGGCUGGCACUGGGUGGCCGAGCCCAAGGAGUUCGACGCGUACAUGUGCAAGGGACGCUGCCCCAACGACAACCGCAACUUCAACAGCACGCACGCGCUCGUGCAGAGCCUGAUGAGCGAGCGAGCCGACGUGCCGAGCCCGUGCUGCGCGCCCAAGUCGCUCAAGGGGCUGAGCCUGUUGUACCAGGAUGGGCCCGACUCGGACCUCUAUACCGUGGCCACGCAGCAGGGCAUGGUGGUCGAGGAAUGCGCUUGCCUCUGAGCAGGAUGGCCCGCCCACCGCCAGGGCGCGAACCAAAGAUUACAAUGUGCGUGAAGCCACGGGCUACUAUCAUGGCUAUCAGGGCAAGGGCGCGGCGGGCCCUGGGAGCGACGGCGAACGAUGUUGUAGAGAGGAGAACGCUGUGCGCCUUCGAGGUGUGUGUUGAUAACUGGAAGAUAUUCUCUCCUUGUGAGGCUUAGCCACGUUUCUUAAUUUAUUUUAUUGCGCAGGUUGCCUACGGCGUAUUCGCUAUUCCAACUCGCCCACAUCAACGCGCCAUGUUAGGCUUAAGACACAACAGACGUGCGUGUAUAACUCGUCCGUUACGUUGGACGAUGCGUUGGUGAAAUGCUCCAAGACGGCCUAAUUACUGACAAUGCUCGUUCUGAUGGCAGUUGAUGGUUUAUACGGAUUUACAGUGGAACUCGUAAAUGCGACGUUGUCGCCAUGUUUACACUAGCACUACCGCCAUUGGCUUGCGGCCGUUCGACACUUUCGUAACUCUAGAUGUGAUCGCUCCUCGAGGCAGUUCGCGCGCGUCGAGCGAAAUUUGUUUCGGUCGAUGUGAAACUAUCGCUUUCAGUUAUAAAUAGAGCUCGCGGUUUUCGGGAGCGUUCUAAGUGCACUUAGUGAAGCACGAACAAACGACCAUGAAUAGCAAUGGCUGACAUUCAAACGAGAAAAGCUCUGGAAAGCGCCGCAGCAAACGGCUGCAUUUUUGCUCUUAGGCAUGCAGGACGGAAUAACUGCUACUUUCCCGAAAGUAAAAUGCUGACGUGGUCGUUGUGCUAUAACAAUCAAUGACAUAAUGAAUUAAUAUAGUGGCACAGGAUACCGCAGACCAUGACGCGGCUUCAGCGAUUAAACAGAGCAUUAAAGAAGCAUCCAGCAAGGGUUUCAAUGAGGAUGUCUUUCACAGCGUAACUCGCUUCCACGAUUAGUUAGGCUUGACGGGUUUCAUGUUAGGUUUAGGUGACAGUGGAGGAAGAUAGCAAGCCAAACUCGACCUGUAGGUUGCACUUUUCAAAUAGCAAGAGGGCACUUUCACCAAGAACAAAAGCUUGGUAUGCCAGAAAGUGACGCAAUAGUAAAACGUGGAUCGCGACACCACCAUUUAGUCUGCUCAGCAACUUUCGUAACGCCGCAAUAAGUCGCGGUAACGGAUCUCUGAGGCUCGGUAAUUGUCGUGUAUUAAUUGAAUUGCACUGCAGCCUCAAUUCUGCAGUUCUCCCCAGUUUCUUUGGAAGAAGGGCCAAAAGGGCAAAAGGAAAACGAAAUAUGACGUCACGCACUGGCUUCGUCGGUGUCGAGGUUUGUGUGCAAUAUAAGUUAAGGAAGGCAUGCAAGCUUCGACAAACACUUAGCCAGUACUGGUACAAACUGAUACGAUGUCUGUCGUUAAGAUAACAGAGGAAACCAGAGUUUAGGGAGAACCAGAUAACCAAAACAAAGCGUUGCAUUCUUCGUCAGUGCACUUUCCUACUGGUGCCAUACGCACUGCUAGUCUCAGGUAAGAUUCAAGUCACUAAAUCCGCUUGUCUUGACGUCAGGGUGCCAAUAAGGAAGGGAAAGAUACCGUAACUAAUACGAAUUAAUACGAACGUCCAUACUUUCGAUAACCAGAGAUACGGUUCAAGAAGCUCGUUGGGAAGAAAGUCUUCGCGCACACAGGAAGCACGUGAUCAGCGCAGCCUCGUAGGGGGUCGCGUUGAACACGCGAGGAAAGAACAGUGUGAAGCGUCUCUUGAGAGCUGUCCCAUCGAUCUUUCAUAUAUAGUGCUGUCACACGGACACUUUCAAACCAGCUUUAUUUUCAGAAAUAGACACGUUGUGCGCAGAAAGAACAUCACAAUGAAGACCAACAACGACGGAGUGUUGUCCGUCUUCUUUGUGGUGCAACUCGUGCGCACUAACCCAACGCCACGUCGUGGUGGAUUGCUUGGUUUAAACGAAUGAAGAAGUCGGCACAUAUCGAGCGAAACAUGUAAUUUUCAAGCACGCUUGCCCUUAUUUCCGCUGCGGGGUUUUUACUUCGAUCGUAUUCGAAAAGUCCGAUGCAGGUCGACCCAAUCAGACUUCAGCGGGGGUCGAAAAAUCCCGCAUAACAAGAGUAUUACUGAAGGGUCAGUUGCCGUCUUAUGCACAGCGUAUGUUCGCCGGUCGGCUCAGCCUCACUUCCAGGGUUCGCCUCGCUUUGCCAAAGAACAUCCUUGUUGUCGUCAUUGUCGAUGUCAGUGUGCGCAAUCUAAAGACUGUAAGAAGACAAAUCCGACAACCUAAAGAACAGAAAGCAAAUGUCCGCGCACCAGGGUACGGUGUCAUGUUCCUUCCGAGGCGUAUUUCCUCUCAGAGCCUCUUAGUUUCUUCAUUUUUUCCCCUAGUUGCGCGCGUCGCGCGGCCGUCCUUCUAGUGUUCAAAAUGACCUGUGAUAAAGCGCUGUCCGUUUGAGACGUCGCGACGGGACGCUCGGACGCGCGCAACGUUUAUAGGCAACGGAUUCGCCUUGGUGAAGUGGGGCCUCCAUUCCUACCGACACUGCGUGCUCGGGCACUGUAUAAUUCCCCCCCCCCCCCCCCCCACUGCUAUAUUCUUUCCUCGGCGAAAGCGCAACGUCGUCGGAGGAAGCCCUCAGUCAUCGCGUUCUUCACGGACAUCCACGACCCUUCUCUCCUGUAUCAACGCGCGCACGACUCCGUCUCUCCAGCUCAACGCAGUGGCGCUGCACGGCCGCGGCUCCCGACCAAUCGAACGAGAGACGACGUGGUGACGCACAUCCACACUCUGAGUCCCCGCGCCAUCUGGUGCAGUCUUCAGCCAUCGUCGCGCUGCGCUUUCACGUCGAAAACCCGACGACGUGUCGAAGCUGCCCCCCCCCCCUCUCCCCAAAUUCACGAGCGCCGCUUUGCGACGACUGCGCGGAGUGCCACUUAUAGGCCUGUCCCAGUCUGGAACUACAUUCCUGCGCACAGGCUCGGACACGGAGCCUUUUCGCGCCUUGGGACUUCCACGUCACUGCACGGAUCUCGCGAGACGGAGUAACGCGCGCAGUGCGGUGGGACGUUCAUGUUACAGUGUUGUGACGUCACAAGUGAGGUGAGUGAGGUAUCACCACACGAAGAAAGCAGAAACUAAACUGUAUUGGACAACGGAGCCGCUUUAUGCCUCGUACUCUGUGUGUUAUAUAAAGUAUGCGAAAAAAAAAGUGUCUAUGUUGUUUCCCCCGAAGACUGUGUGUAUCAAUAAAAGUAUCUCAAGCAUGUUAA